GAUUAUGUCAACGCAAAAGUUAAGAAAGUACGAUUAUAAGUAGUGUUCAUAAUAUUGUAUCACCUAUUAUGAUUGUGUUGGUUAAUCGUGCACUAUAGUCAUAUCACUUCAAUUAUUCGAUGAACUUCUAACAGUUUGAAUUGAUUAUAGUUCAUACAGAAUUUAAGUUAAAUCUCAUAAAUAUUCCUAGCCUGCCCUCUUCUAUACUAAAUUACCAAUCCCCAUUCGACUUCCAAUCACCAAAUAUGUCAAAAUUUCCUAGCUGAGACCAAUCUUGGGAGGAAGAGUCACACAUAUUCAUCAAGCAAUGAUGAUGAGAGCAAAUUACGGAAGCAAGAUGGUGGAAUUGGGAGGCAACUAACUUGAUGAAGGACAUAUUAACUAAUUAAGAAGAGAAGAAUGCAGGAGUGGGUAACAUAACCAAGUCACCAAGUGCACUUAGUUCGUAGCAUGCACAAUUUUUUUCCCUUAUACACGUGGCAUCUUAUUUACAUGCAACAAUUACACCUCAACUUCUUGACUUUUCUUGUAUUUCUCGACUCUACUCAUUCGCCUGCUCUUUAUCAGUCUAAUAACCCCACCUACCCGCUCUUGCAUUAGAUACCCAGAAAGAGAAUAAUAAGGUGAAUGGUUGGGGCAGAGGGAAUACAACUUAGUUAUGCUACUCACAGCAUAAACUGUGAGUAGAACCUCACACGGUGGAUCUAUUCUCCACGAUGGCGAGGCACAAUCUGGCGCCGGUUUGAGGAAGGUGAGCCAAGUGUAUCGGCUGGCCCAAGCCCACGACUGAAAGCGGGGCCCGCCAGGCCCACAAAUUCAAAAAUAAAAAAUCAAACCCCAGGUCAGUUUCUCCGCCAGACCACUUUCCCCUCUCUCCCGCUUUUCCCCUCUCUCUCACUUUCCUCCUCUCACGAACACAGACGAAGAAGCAGCGACAGACCAGCGAAGCGGCGACGACGGACAAGCGAAGCGGCGGCGAGGGUGCAGUGUAGCGGUGGCGGCGAGGUGACAUUGCAGACGAAUCGGCGGCGACGAAGGGCGGGGUUUCGGCGGCGACGAAGGCCGGGGUUUCACGGCGUCGAAGCUUGUGUUGACGGCGGCGACUUUGCAGAAGAAUCGGCGGCGACGAAGGGCAGGGUUUCACGGCGACGAAGUAGCGGCAGUUGGUUUGACGGCGGUCGUUGAAGAAAGAACUACUUUGUGGACUAAGGUAACUGUCUUAUUUAUACUUUGUUCAUGGAUAUUCAUUUUCGCUUCGACAGAUUUGAGUUAGGGUUUCAUGGCUACGACUUGAUCUGGGUUUUCCUUUUGUGGAUUUGUCUUUUGGGUUUAAUUAUACUUUGUUCAUGGAUAUUCAUUUUCGUUUGGACAGAUUUGAGUUAGGGUUUCAUGGCUAUGAUCAGGUUUUCCUUUUGUGGAUUUGUCUUUUGGGUUCGUGGGUGAAGUAUUUAUUUUGUGGUAACUUAUAUGUCACUGGAUAUGAAUUCGUUCUUUUGUGGAUUUUAUUUCUGGGUUUUGUGGAUCUGCUUUGUGUUCCUUCCGAUAUUAGUUAUGUUCGGCAGGAUAUGCAUUCUGUUCCUUCCGGAUAUUCGUUGUUUAUUUCCUGGGUUGUUGUUUGAUGUAUCUUGAUAUUGGUUUUGUUUGAGCAUGAUAUCAGUUAUGACUUUAUUGGAUAGUUGUUUGAUAGGAUCUGGGUAUUUGUAUGUGCAGGGAUUUAUCAAUGGCAAGGACUAGAACAACCAAGAGGAAACAGCGACCGACUCCACGACAGCCAUCACCACCGCCACAGCCAGAGGAAAAUGAGGAAGAAGAAAAUGCUGAAGUUGAAGCAGAAGGAGAUGCACAAGAAGAUGUUGAAGUCGAAGCAGGUGGAGCUGCACAAGAAGAUGUUGAAGCUGAAGCAGAAGGAGCUGCACAAGGAGCAGCUCGAGGUUAAAGCAAGGCGAGGUUUAGAUUUUGGUGCACUCUAAAUCUCUGCUACAUGUUAUAAUCGGUUUUAUGUGCGUUCCGAUAUUAUUUAUUUUGAUUCUGGAUAUCCAUUGUGUUUUGCUUGGAUUGUUUCUUUGAUAUAUCUGGAUAUUGAUUUUGGACCAGCAUGAUAUCAUUUGUGACUUGCUUGGAUAAUUGUUUGAUAUAUUUGGAUAUUGGUUUUUAAUCAACAUGAUAUCAGUCG
Messenger RNA from Linum trigynum, 2173 nucleotides. NCBI's taxonomy places the organism in Eukaryota, Viridiplantae, Streptophyta, Magnoliopsida, Malpighiales, Linaceae. The record is from the annotation of a GenBank genome assembly.